AUGUCAACCUUCCAAGGUUUACCCCACAAUUCAUUAGCGGAACUCGAUGAGGCCAAAGUGGACCAGUCUCCACUAUUAGGCUUGCCGCUAGAUAUUUUUCUCCCAAUAUGCGAAUACGCGGGUCUAAAGAGCCGAAUUGCCCUUUCGCUAACCACGAAGCGGCUGCGAUAUCUCAGUCCUAAAAAGGAGGACAUGACAUUUCCAGAAACACUCUGCGUUUCUAGAAUCUAUCGACAAAUCCUCCCACCUCGUGAAAUAGAGUGCGUUUAUGCAGGACUAGGUCAGGGGCCGGACCCUGAAGAGGCUGAGAAUCAGACGAUUAAAUGCCAAUUUUGUCUUGCGCCGUUGUGUUCACCACGAUGUUCAACAGCUCUGUUUCUCGAUAUUGCUACUGGGACCUUUUACCCGGAGUCACUUUAUCCUGUCAGCAGAGCAAAACUUCUAUGGUACCCAGACACUACGACUAGGGAUCAUGAAUUUGCGUAUUCCUGGAAACGUUUUCAUUCUAGCGCCUUCAAAAUCGGUACUACUUACUCUACAAUUUGGUGUGAGCACCAUCGAUGCCCUCGAGAUAUAUUUGCGGCUUCGAAUUCAAAGACUCCAGCGAAUAAAAAGGGUAGUGGGAAAUCAAAUUCAGCAAAGGAGAAGACCAAACAAGUUCUCGAAAAGUUGAAAAUCGGAUCAUCAAAAUCAAAGCCACUGCCAUUUCAUCCAAUAGAAAAACUCAAGUUUGAGAUAGACCUGUCUGAUGUACUCAAUAUUUGUCGCGGUGGUCAUGAAAUCUCACGGAAUUGGAUGGUUAGUCGAUUCUACGUUGGCGACAGGGCCAUUCCUGAACCAACCUACCAGAAUACCGAGCCUGUCUACGAAAGGUUUUUCUACGAUAUUCUCUGCCGCCACUGCCUCCGUCUCCACCUAAUAGAUCAACCUCGUGAUAGAAUCGUCCCAACAAAAGCCUGGACCGAUGAAUACAUCUCCAGUCUAAGCUGUGUUUGUAACUGGACUGGCAGGUUAAAAACAAGUGGUUGCGGAACAUGUGGGAUAUCUACGGUCAAAUUCACAUCCAUCGAGGCUUUCGAUCCAACGGUGGAAACGGUAAAAACCGAGACGGUGAAGCAAAAAUAUACACUUUACCUCGCUACAGAAUGUAGAAUUGAAAUAGCUGUUGGAGCAAAAAGACCAGGCAAAGUGGAGUACCGCAAGCGAGAAGUCGAUGAGUACAACAAAUGGAGGGGUAUCGCAUGGAGAAGUAAUGGAUUCAGGCCGUCGGAGGAACAUGGAACGGACUUUGAAAUCCAAAGGAUCGUCCCCCAGUCUCCGGAAAUGGCGCAAAAACAAUUAGCAAUUGUUAGAGGAGAACAAUUUGCUGUCUUGCCGCCGCCACCAAGAGUAGGAAUAACUGAUUUACCAUAUCCGGUGCUGAAGAAAAUUCUGGUGUAUAUUUUAGGGGAAGAUGGGGAAGGAGUCAUGGAGAAGGAUGGCCUGUCGGCGUGUUUGAGGACGAGUUAUGAAUUGUAUAAGGCGUGGUAUUGUGAGGAUGCGGCGUCGGCGGCUUUGGAGUGGAUGAGGCAAGAAGUUAGGGAGACUAACAAAGGGUUCUACUUUUAG
Orbilia oligospora ATCC 24927 is the source of this 1608-nucleotide messenger RNA. RefSeq lists its product as uncharacterized. The transcript has a single exon. NCBI's taxonomy places the organism in Eukaryota, Fungi, Ascomycota, Orbiliomycetes, Orbiliales, Orbiliaceae. Bases 1 to 1608 code for a protein of 535 amino acids. The record is from RefSeq and is a predicted model, not a curated record.